AUGGACCUACUCAACACUCUUAAGGAGGAGAUGGCUAGAAAACGCAAAAGGAUUGCAGAACUCGAAGUAGUUGUCGACGGCAAGAAAUUUAUAAGAGGUGCUGAUUUAGUUGCCAAACAGGAGGAGGAGUAUCGUGAGAAACAAAAGCUAAAGCAGGCUAAUCAUCAAGAAACAAAAGAGGAAGAGAACCACGUGGUCGAGUCAACAUCAGAAGGAGAUUUACUUUAUGAAAAAGCAGUUCCUGAUGAAAUACCAUUAUCCGAGGUUCGCAAGCGGUUGAGAGAACGAGGACAUCCAAUAAUUUUGUUUGGAGAAGAUGAGUCGCAGGUUCGAGCGCGACUUUUGAAGCUGGAAAUCGAACAACCAGACAUGAAGGAGGGAUGGAAGAAUGAAAUGCAGACAGCCAUGCGAGAUGUUGACGAGGAGCUUGUCAAGGAAGUAAUCGAAGGAUCGUCGAAUGAUCCGAACAAGCACGAUGUUGAUUUGUCGUCAUCAUUCAACGAUAACUGGGAAAAGAUUGAGGAGCAAGCCACUUUGUUGGGCUUAGGCAAUGAUCCUCACCGCGAUUGUGACAUAAUUUUAUCUUUCUUCAAAUAUUUGAUUACACGAUGGGGUAUGGAAUUGAAUCGAAGGGACGACGAAGAAAAGAAAAGUCCAGAAGGUAAACUGCAAGCGAGUAUUCACAAACAAACAGUUAUGAACCUCAGACCCUUGUUGAAUUCCCUGGAAAAUCACUCAUGCAACAAUGAUAUCCGUCACCAUUUGACCAACAUUUGCAGGUUAUUGAUAAUUGAAAGAAACUACAUCCUAGCAAACAACGCAUACAUGACCAUGGCGAUUGGAAAUGCUCCGUGGCCUGUGGGAGUAACACGAUCAGGAGAAAUGUCCGAUGAAGAUGUUGGGGAUAAUGAAGCGGAAGAUAUGGAAAUGGACGAGGUACCAGAAGAUUUGGAUGCUAAAAUUGCAAAUGUUAGGGAACAGCUUGCGCAAAAUUCCUAUGACUUUGAGCUUAACAACGAGUUGUUAUCAUUGUUGCGUAAAAAUGGCGAUUUCGAUGAGUUAGCUGAAGCCAGAGAAAAAAUAGCUGCACAACAUCCCUUGUCGAGUACGAGUUGGAUAGAAUGGAUACAAGAUGAGCGGUCUUCCGGUGGUGAGCAAACUCGCAUUGAGGAGCUGUUUGAAAAAGCUGUUUUUGAUUGCAAUUCGCUUGAUGUGUGGAUGGAGCUCGUUCAGUGGGCCUGUGGUGUCAGCCCCAAGUUUGCUAGAGAGAAAUUCGAAGCUGCUCUGUCUGCCAUCGGGCUCCGGGUGGACGUAGGUGCAAUGAUUUGGCAAUCAUAUCUUUGUUUUGAAGAAGCUAUGCUCGGAGGUGAACAGGUAGACGAAGACAUACGGCGGGUAUACGAAACCUCAGUUAACGACAUGAAAGAGUUUUCUAAAUACGAGUUGAAGCUGGCUGAAACCGACGACAGCCUUGAGGCAUUUCAUGAGUAUCUUGGUUACGAGAAAGCAAUGGGCAGCUCUGCUGACGAUGGAAGGGCUUUGUACCGCACCUAUAUUUAUAUAUUACGUCGUCGAGCAGAUUCUACCGAGAAGGACUACACAAAGGUGGCGGAAAUAUUCGAAGAAGGAUCACGGAAUCUCGUGGAAUGGUUCGGCAAACACGAUUGGGAUCCGCAAGCUGUGUAUCGGCGGAAUUGGGCCUAUUUCGCUUAUAACAAGCUGAAAGACUUUCAGAAGAUGUAUUCAAUUUACAUCAAGGGCAAAAAAAUUUGGGACGAUAUUCUCGCAUCUGGUGGCGGUCGUUUCGCUGAUAAGUGGAUCGAAGCUGUGAGGUUGGAGAGACAAUUCGGAUCAAGUGAUGGCGCCAGAAAACUUCUCUACAAGGCCCUUAAUUCCGUUUCCGAUCAUCCAAACGCUGUAUUCGAAUAUUUCAUACAAUUUGAGCGUGAAGAAGGCACUUUGGAGCAGCUUGACAAAGCCCUGGAGAAGGUGAGCGAUCAUUUUGCCCAUUCUGUGAACGCCCAAGCUAUGCAAAGAGCUAGUCGGGUGCAAGCACAAAAACCUAAGGAGGAGUCAGCUGGAAAGAAGCCUCAUGGCAAAGAGAGACGUGGUGCAGUGGAUAAGCAUGAACCAAACGAUUCCAGUCGUAAAAGAGCGGGCUCAACUUUGGAAGAAGUCGUUGCAACGAAAAAGCAGGCUACCGAGGUGGUCAAGCCGAACCCCUCCGAUCAAAAUGUGCCCAAGGACAAGGACGGAUUUGCAAUGCCAAUGCUUCCUGUAAGGAAGUCCACUGCUCCAGUACACUCUCCAUCAGCGUCGUCUGGACAGCCUACGACAUCGACACCGUCUUCUGACAAAGAGCAGAAGUUCACGGUAUUCAUUUCCAACCUGGACUUCAAAACUACACCUGAACAAGUCAAGAAGGUAUUGAGCGGUGUUCUCGAUGUUCGGUUAGUGUACCGUGGAAUGAGUAAAUUGACUAAAGGAUAUGGCUUUGUUGAUCUGGACUCCAAAGAAAGUUACGAGGAAGCGUUAGCAAAAGAUCGAGUUCCUAUCGAAGGGAGGCCAAUGUUGAUUUCGGUCAACGAUCCUGAAAAACGACCAACAUUCAAAUAUUCCACUGAUCUUGAGAAAUCGAAGUUGUUCGUCCGUAAUGUGCAUUACGACUGUACGGAGGAUCAGCUGCGGAGUUUUUUGUUCCAGGAUGCUUUCAAGGUAUUCGGUGAAGUGAAAGCGGUGAGAAUCGUCACUCAUAUCUCAGGAAAACCAAAAGGAGUCGCUUACGUUGAAUUUGCCAACGAAGAUGACGCUCGAAAAGCUGUGCUAGAGCCAGAGAUCAUACUGCUCGAUCGCAAAUUGCAUGUGGCGAUUUCCAACCCACCAAAAAAGCCAGCAAAGGAGGAAGCCAAACAACUCUCUUCAACCCCUAUUGCCUCCACUUCAACUGACAGGAAAGCGCACUUGACAAUGGUUCCAAGAGGGGUGAAAGCUUCAUCAGCAAAAGUUGUUAAUGGUUUCGAAAUGGUGGAGUCAGCUGCUAAUGGAACGAGAACAUCACUUGAUGAGGAACAUCUCUUAGCUCCUUUCGACUACAUAACUUCAAUGCCAGGUAAACAGAUCAGAGGCCAACUUGCUAUGGCUUUCAAUAUUUGGCUCAAAAUAGGAACGGAGGAAUUAUCGGAAAUUAUGGAGAUUGUUCAAAUGCUUCACAAUGCUUCGUUACUCGUCGAUGACAUCGAGGACAACUCAGUACUGCGACGUGGCCUUCCUGUCACCCAUCACAUCUACGGCACCCCCCGAACUAUCAACUCUGCUAAUUACGUAUACUUUAUAGCGCUCGAGAAAUGCACACGGCUGUCCCAUGAGGCUGUUCGUAUAUUUGCAGAGCAAAUGCUGGAGCUGCACAGAGGUCAAGGGAAAGAACUUUUUUGGAGAGAUACAGUGACAUGCCCAACCGAGGCAGAAUAUGAAGAAAUGGUUGUCCAAAAAACUGGUGGGUUGUUCUUCCUUGCAGUGAAGCUGAUGGAGCUUUUCAGUAAUGCCAAGUACGAUUUCUGCAAGUUGUUGAGGCAAAUGGCGUUAUUCUUCCAAAUAAGAGACGACUUUAUGAAUCUGGUUUCGGACGAAAUGGCGCAGCAGAAAUCUUUCGCAGAGGAUCUCACCGAAGGGAAAUUUUCUUUCCCCAUUAUUCACGCUAUACGAAACUCACCGGCAUCCAGCAACGAUGACCCCGUCCUCAGUACGUUUGCUGUUUAUAUGGACUACACUUUGUCUCGACUUCGCAAAAUCAGUGCUGAUAUCCGAACAGAAAUCAAGGCUUUGGGAGGAAAUAACAAAUUGGAAGACGUAAUGGAUCUCCUUGAACGUGGUAUUGUAAACUGA
Haemonchus placei is the source of this 3882-nucleotide messenger RNA. The record is from the annotation of a GenBank genome assembly. Lineage: Eukaryota; Metazoa; Nematoda; Chromadorea; Rhabditida; Trichostrongylidae.